Molecule: messenger RNA, 2842 nt
Organism: Lampris incognitus (smalleye Pacific opah)
Lineage: Eukaryota; Metazoa; Chordata; Actinopteri; Lampriformes; Lampridae
Gene: mmp9
Product: matrix metallopeptidase 9
Exons: 13
Coding region: 200-2266 (688 amino acids)
Biological process (GO): collagen catabolic process; proteolysis; extracellular matrix organization
Cellular component (GO): extracellular matrix
Molecular function (GO): zinc ion binding; metalloendopeptidase activity
Source: RefSeq, a predicted model, not a curated record
CAAAAGCCACCAGUCAAAACAGAGGCUGGAGCCAACACUGCAGAGCGAACACUUUGUUGAUAUCCUAUAAUCUUCACUUGAGAAACUUUUGUUUUGUUUUGUUUUUUUAUCUCUUUUUGUUUGUUUGACAGAGCGCUUUGUCACCAACAGACCUAACCCGUGUUUCCACACUACAUUUUACCCAAGUCUUGGUCUCACCAUGAGAGCCUGUGCUUCACUUUUCCUUGUUUUGGGGAUGUGCUCAUUGGAUGGAUGGAGCCUUCCUCUCAAGUCUGUCUUUGUUACCUUCCCGGGAGAUGUCAUUAAAAACACGACUGAUAUCGAGCUGGCAGAUGGUUAUUUAAAGAAGUUUGGCUACAUGAACACAUUCCGCCGCAGUGGCUUUCAGUCCAUGGUGUCCACUGAAAAAGCUUUGAAGAGGCUGCAAAGGCAGAUGGGACUGGAGGAGACAGGACUAUUAGACAAGCCCACGGUGCAAGUCAUGAAGCAGCCUCGCUGUGGUGUACCUGAUGUACGCAACUACAAGACUUUUGAGGGAAACUUGAAAUGGGACCAUAAUGACAUCACUUACAGGAUCGUUAACUACUCCCCCGACUUGGAGCAGUCUCUGAUUGACGAUGCCUUUGCCAGAGCCUUCAAAGUGUGGAGCGAUGUGUCCCCUCUAACUUUCACUCGGCUCUAUGAUGGGACUGCUGACAUAAUGAUAUUAUUUGGAAAAGCCGAUCACGGAGACCCAUAUCCAUUUGAUGGCAGAGAUGGUCUUCUGGCCCAUGCCUAUCCCCCUGGUGAGGGACUACAGGGAGAUGCCCACUUUGAUGAUGAUGAAUACUGGACCCUGGGCAAAGGACCAGUUGUGAAGACACGCUUUGGGAAUGCAGAGGGUGCCUUGUGCCAAUUUCCCUUCCUAUUUGAGGGCAAGUACUACAGCAGCUGUACGACUGACGGUCGUUCCGACAAUUUACCUUGGUGUGCCACCACAGCAGACUUUGGAAGAGACAAGAAAUAUGGCUUCUGUCCUAGUGAACUUCUGUAUACAUUUGGAGGAAACAGUGAUGGAGCUAAAUGUGUCUUCCCCUUCACAUUUCUGGGGGAGACAUAUGACAGCUGUACCACUGAGGGCCGCAGUGAUGACUACCGCUGGUGCUCUACCACAGACAACUUUGACAAUGACAAGAAAUAUGGAUUUUGUCCCAGUCGAGACAAUGCUGUGAUUGGUGGAAAUUCUGAGGGAGAACCAUGCCACUUCCCCUUUGUGUUCCUGGGUAGGAGUUAUGACUCCUGUACCAGUGAAGGGCGGGGAGAUGGCAAGUUGUGGUGCGCGACCACUGAGAACUAUGAUGAUGACAAGAAAUGGGGUUUCUGUCCAGACAGAGGUUACAGCUUGUUCCUGGUGGCAGCCCAUGAAUUUGGACAUGCUCUGGGGCUUGACCACACCAAUAUCAGAGAAGCUCUCAUGUACCCUAUGUACAGCUACGUAGAAAACUUCUCCCUGCAUGAAGACGACAUUGAAGGCAUUCAGUAUCUCUAUGGAUCCAAAACUGGCCCUGAUCCAACACCUCCACAGCCCACCACCAAAACCACUACUCCAAACCCAGAGCCUACUGAUGAACCUCAAACUCCAGCUACCACAGAACCGACCACCACAACCACCACACACCCUGUUGAUCCAACAAAAGAUAUCUGCCAGAUGACCAAAUUUGAUACCAUCACUGAGAUUGGCCAAGAACUGCAUUUCUUCAAGGAUGGACUUUACUGGAAGAUGUCCGGCAGGAACAAUGAGGACCUCAAGGGUCCGUUUUCUAUGUCUGAGAGGUGGCCAGCACUGCCAGCCGUCAUUGACACCGCCUUCGAGGACAUUGUGACAAGGAAAAUCUACUUUUUCUCAGGGACUCGAUUCUGGGUGUACACAGGAAAGAACGUUCUAGGACCCCGCAGCAUUGAGAAGCUAGGCUUACCGAGCAACAUCCAAAAGGUGGAGGGCUCACUGCAGAGAGGGAAAAGCAAAGUCUUGCUUUUCAGUGGGGAGAACUUCUGGAGGCUUGAUGUGAAGGCACAGAAAAUUGACAGAGGGUACCCCCGGUACACAGAUUUGGUCUUCGGUGGCGUCCCUAGCGAUGCUCAUGAUGUAUUCCAGUUCAAAGGUCACAUCUACUUUUGCCGCGAUCGCUUCUACUGGCGUAUGAAUUCCCGCAGACAGGUGGACCGCGUGGGCUAUGUGAAGUAUGAUAUCCUGAAGUGUUCGGAUUCCUCAGGCUAUCAUUACUGAGGGACACAUCAAUACACCAUCAUGAGCUGAACAACUUCUAUAAUAUUAGGAAAACCAAUACAGCAUGCAUUGAUUGAUUUGUGUGUGCUUUCUGAGAUGGCAAAUUAUUGGCCGCUAUUCAGCCAGCCCUGUUGUGGCAUAUAAAACCAGGCCUUUAAAAACUCAGUGUUUCAGAUCAGUUAAGAAAAGUGUAGCAUCUGGAAUUGCCUCGCUCUUAAUCUGAUUAUCUGUGAACAGAUGUUAUUGCGGCCUAAAAUUUUAGGCCUAUAACCUUAGCUCAAAUAUUUCCAAGUGUUAUCUGCAUCAGAUCAGAUUUCAUGUUUGCUCAUAAAUGAUUUAUCUAUGUCUGACAGGCUCAGACUUUAACAGUAUUGAAUUACUUAAGUGUUUGAAGCAAUAUGUAAUAUUAUUUUUGUGUUUGAUGGCUUGUAUGUUUUGUACAAUUGUAUGCAUUUGUAUUUCUAUAAAUGGCUUAAAGGCCAGUUACUUGCACUGGAUGGCACUGCAUGUCUCCCUCACUGAAAUUAUUUAUGUUUUGUAUUAAAGUUCAACUUUAAAGCCAAUAAACAUAUUCUG